Messenger RNA from Mytilinidion resinicola, 2095 nucleotides. RefSeq lists its product as uncharacterized. Gene Ontology annotation, biological process: vesicle budding from membrane; late endosome to vacuole transport via multivesicular body sorting pathway. The record is from RefSeq and is a predicted model, not a curated record. Bases 1 to 1617 code for a protein of 538 amino acids. NCBI's taxonomy places the organism in Eukaryota, Fungi, Ascomycota, Dothideomycetes, Mytilinidiales, Mytilinidiaceae. The transcript has 4 exons. Gene Ontology annotation, cellular component: cytoplasmic side of plasma membrane; ESCRT III complex; multivesicular body.
AUGAAAAGAAAGCUUGGCGGUGACGAUGUGGAUGUUGUUCGUGACGCGAAGCGGCGCUUUCACCUCGUCAACAAACCGCGACGCACCAUGAAUGAGCUGCUAGCCUUUAUCCUCGACCAUGAAGAAGCGUUUCGAAGUCGCGGUCGCCUUGCGUCGCUGUAUUCGGACUUCCGCUCUCAAAUCCACACCAACCCCGAUGGCUACCAUGCUAACAUAGGCGCCUGGAAGAAGGCGCUCGCGGACGCAGCGCGCGCUGGAGUGAUUCCAUCUCAAGGGGCCGCGCACGAUCUCCUCACGAUUCGGACGGGCGACGAGCUAUCGAGAGCGCUUGCUACCCGCGAGUAUGGACGACCCAUGGCCUUGGGAGUGGUGAUAGGAGACGCUGUAUCGAAGAAAGAAAUGGUCCCUCUGAACGACUUUCUGUCCUCGAAGACGAGUAUCUACAAUCGGAGUUGGGUUCCAACGCCAUGGCAGGUCAUAUCAUGGGGACUGCGGCAGCUAGGAGUGAUUGGAGCUCCAGGAUCUCAAGAAAGUCUAGCUGUUGGAAACUUUGUAGUAAUGGCUAAUGUUGAGGCCGCCGCGUCCAUUAUCCUUAAACAAAUGUCCUCUAGCAAAUCGAAUGUAGACCUCGUCUUCUCCCGCAGCACCUUCGCGACCGAAUUCGCCAAUACCCUGGACUCGUCCCACGCCCUUACCCAGAUCGAUCUCAACAUACUCCUCACCUACCUUGCUCGAGAUAAGCAGGCUAUAUCCUUUGACUCCAAAACCGUCAAGUUCAAACAGGAAAGCCAAGCUGUACCAUCUCCAAUAACUCACCAGGAUGCCACGAUCGCCAACCUCCGUGACCUUAUUUCCUCUAUCAGCACCCAAAUCCCACCCUUGACUGGACGGAUAGCAACACUCGACGCUACUGCUCGAUCCGCCGUGGCCUCCAAGACUAUGACGGCAGCGAAGAGUGCUCUCCGCUCUAAGAAACUUGCCGAAGCUACGCUUGUCCGUCGUACAGAUACCCUUGCCCAGCUCGAAGAAGUGCUUGCCAAGAUCGAGCAAGCUGCUGAUCAGGUCGAGAUUAUCAAAGUUAUGGAAGCUAGCGCGACUGUGCUCAAGGGGCUGCAUAAGGAGGUUGGAGGUGCGGAAGGCGUCGAGGGUGUCGUUGAUGCGCUGAAAGAGGAGAUGAGCAAGGUUGACGAGGUUUCUGGUAUCAUCAAUGAGGUCGGCCAGGAGGGUGUUGUGGAUGAUAACGAGGUGGAUGAAGAGUUCGAGGCCUUGGAGAGAGUGGAGAGGGAGAAACAGGAGAAAAUAGAAAGAGAGAAGAGAGAGCAAGAAGAAGCGGAAAAGACGAGAGUCCGACUCGAAGAACUGGAGAAGCUAGACCAGGAGAGGAAGGAGAAGAAGAGAGUGGAGAGAGAGAGGAACAGGCUAGAAGAAGAGAAGAUACGAGAGGUCGAAAGGAAGAGACAGGAAGAAGAGAGGACACGAGAGGCGGAAGCGGCACAGAACGCCUCUGUGGACGACUCGAUUUUGGAGCAGGCCUCUCAAGAGAUGAGCAGCAUGUCUUUGAGCGAGACAGGCUCUGAACAAGCCGAGAAGCCUAAAGAACCAGUUCCAGCAUCCUAGCGAGGUGAAUCCGGUUUCUACACCUGUAUCAUGUCUGGUCAAGAUUGUUUUAAUGUUUCAUUGAGGUCUUGCAGCUCGGAGUUCAUGAGUCUAAGAGAAAGCGUGCGACCCUUGGACUUAGUCGCUUCGGCGUCAUGGCUUCAAACAUACAUAUAGGGUCUUGUUUUAAUCAACGUGUAUAAAUGGUUCAGUGGGUUCUCUCAGAGCUACUUAUCUCUCUGUUUCACUGCGGGGUCUAUCAUUCUGAUGUGCUUUGAGUCAGUGUAGUAGGCUCAGACUGCUCAUACUUCCCCGUAACUCUGGAAUAGACUAAGAAAAUGUCGCCAAUCCGUUGCAUCCACUCGAAUUCCCCCCUCCCCGGAAUGGCUGAUCUUCAAGGGGGAAAAUGAGGGCAUAUAUGCCUAUAGCACUGCCUCCACUUCAAUUUCAGCCCCAUCCCUUCGGCCCCCCUACCAAACGCCUAUAUAAACACAGUAGC